AUGAAACAACACCAACGAUUUCUCUUGGCAACCUUAAUGUGUUGUCUAAUGAGUUGCUUGAUGAUCGUGAGCAGAAUUGAAGCGGCUUGUACCUACUCUACAACCAACGGAAAGACCAUUGAUGUUUCAGGAGCAGACAAACAAGGUGGUUAUACUGUUACUGGCCAGGGAUGGGAUUAUUACUUCAAUGUUUGUGAACUUCCUGUUACCGCACCCUCAGGAAAAUGUUCCUUCACACCAACUCCACAAGCCUAUCAAUAUUCAGCAAGUUGGAACGACUGCUACCCUAUUGGUAAUAAGGGAAGCCCAAAAAUUGUUCCUCUCGUUCCAACCGAUGAAACUCAAGGUGUUAAAAUCACUCAUGAAGCCUAUACCUAUCAAAGUGCAAGACGUGAGCUAGUGAUCAAGUUGAAAUGUGAUGCAACUGCAACCACUACAACUUUCACAUUUGAGGGAGAGGCCACAGGUGCCAUCAGUACUUACACUUUCAGUGGUAGCUCCAAGUAUGCUUGUGUUGGCGCUGGCCCAGGACCAACUCCUGGAGGAGAUGAACCAAUUUUGGGACAAUAUGGUAUUGGUGGAUUGUUGUUGACAUUGUUGCUUGUUGGAUUCAUUCUUUACUUUAUUAUUGGAGCUCUUGUUUUGAAGUUUGCCAUGAAGAAGUCAGGAACUGAAAUUAUUCCACAAUUUGGAUUCUGGAAGGAUUUACCAUUCCUUUUACUUGAUGGAAUUAUGUUACCAGUUGAUCUCAUUAAGGGAUGUAUGGGCAAGAACAAGUAUCAAGAAAUGGCAUAA
Naegleria lovaniensis is the source of this 795-nucleotide messenger RNA. RefSeq lists its product as uncharacterized. The transcript has 2 exons. Bases 1 to 795 code for a protein of 264 amino acids. The record is from RefSeq and is a predicted model, not a curated record. Lineage: Eukaryota; Heterolobosea; Eutetramitea; Acrasida; Naegleriidae.